UAGGGCACAGGUAAGGCUUUUGAGAGGGAAAUUCGGAACCAAGGGAGGGUAAGGCUAAACGGAUUCUCGUCGGUGGGAAUUCGAUCAUUGUUCGUCGGCAAAGGCAAGACGAUCAGACACCAGGCACGUAAACGGAGGUGUAUGUUUUUCCCUCCGGAGAAUCUGAUUUUGAUGUUGCGAAUGUAGUUUGGGAGGCCUGGGAGAACAGUGUUGCUGUCGUGUCCUUGAUGAUGGAGAAUGGUGUCGGAGCCGUUGUGAAUACUGAACUGGAGAAGCACGGCUUUUCGACCACUUCGGUUCUUUACGAGCAAGAUAAGCAUGUAUCUUCUGCUAUUUUGACCGGCCAGGAAAGAGGUGUCCUUAGAUGCCAAGAACGCACUUCAUUGCUUCAUCACUGGAAGCUCACGCAGGAGCAGAUAGAUUUGGUUGACAAAGCAGGAUUUGGGUAUUUUAGGCUUAUAGGAUCGAUUAGUUUGAACAAUUCACUUAUAUCUGCACUCGUCGAGAGAUGGAGGAGAGAAACCAAUACUUUCCACUUCCCCUGUGGUGAAAUGACCAUUACCCUUGAUGAGGUUUCUUUGAUCCUGGGUCUUGCCAUUGACGGGGAACCUGUCCUUGGUGUUAAAGACAAAGAUGAAGAACCUGCUCAAGUAUGUAAAAGACUUCUCGGGAAAUCACCCAGGGGUGAAUUGAGUGGUAAUCGGGUCACAGCAAAGUGGUUGAAGGAGAAUUUUUCUGAGUGUCCAAAGGGAGCUUCGAUGAAAGAGCUUGAAUACCACACACGUGCUUAUCUCGUAUACCUUGUUGGGAGCACAAUCUUUGCUACUACUGAUCCCAGUAAGAUCUCUGUUGAUUACCUUCUCUUUUUCGAGGAUUUCGAGAAAGCUGGAAAAUAUGCCUGGGGUGCUGCAGCACUAGCUUUCCUGUAUCGACAAAUCGGCAAUGCCUCUCAACGGUCUCAGAGUAUCAUUGGUGGUUGCUUGACACUCUUACAGUGUUGGAGUUACUUCCACCUGGAUAUUGAUCGGCCCAAGAGAACUCCGCAUCAAUUUCCGUUGGCACUUUUGUGGAAAGGAAGGCAACAGAGUCGGUCAAAGAAUGACUUAUUUAAGUAUCGCAAGGCACUCGACGAUCUAGAUCCAUCACAUGUUAGUUGGUGCCCUUACGGAGGAGAUUUAGACAUUGUGCGGACAAGUUUCAAAGAUAGUAUCAUUCUGGGUAGGUCCAGGACAAGGUUGAUUGGUCCUAAAGUCGUAGAGUGGCACUUCCCGGACCGAUGCAUGAGGCAGUUCGGGAUGUGUCAAUUUAUUCCUGGAGAAGUUCCUCCUAGGAAGAAUGACAAGACAAACCACGAGGAAGACUUAGUAGAAGACGUGAACACAGCACGGGAAGAAUGGAUGAGACGACGAGAGAACAUUGUGCAGAAUCUUGGAGGUGAUACCGACGAAAACGAAUAUAUGCAGUGGUUUUCUACCAUCACGGUCCCAAAGCUUCACAGAGAUACAACUCUUGAGGCCGAUAUCAUGAAUGUGCAAGCAACUAUACUCCAAUUUGACGAGGUAGCGUCAGCUCUAUCACUGGACGAGCUACAUCCAGAAGACAGGGAGCUAAUCGAGGCAGCAGUGAUAACGAUGUCGAACGCGUUGAGGGUAGGAGAUUGGUACGAUGCAUUUACUGGUAACAGCAAUUCCACCAAACGCAAGCGGAGGGAUGAACGUACGCCUCCUAUAGAAGAGGCCGAGUGGAGCGAAUGAGUGACUCGCUCGGAGCGUACAUGUAAGUCCUUACAUUUUAAGCUUUGUUCCUCCUAGACUUUAAAUUUGGUCUCUCUUUCCCAUAAGAAUAAUGAAAUGUUAGGAAUCUCAUGUGGGGUUAUUCCCUCAUCUUUCUUCCGCUUUGUCUUCUGCUGCCGAGAUAUGGUAACAACAAUUCUGCCAGAAUCUGGCAGCAGGAGAACGGGUGAGGAGUUCAAUGGUUAAGAGAGCGAAAAAAAUAAUAGGAGGAAAUAGUUUUUUUUUAAUGUCAAAGCUUAUUAUGUUCAUCCUGAACAUAUAUAUGCAUAUAUAUAUAUAUAUAUAUAGGUGUAUUUAGUUGUGACAAUGACGCUCAAUGCUUGGAGCAUCUGCUACCUGUUUACGUGUGUGUGUGUGCGCGCGCGUGUGUAGAGGCUGUCGGUGUUGUGGCUUGUAAUGUCGAAGAACUAUUAGUGCAUCACGAGGAUGAUGACAGGAGACAGGCCGCACCACCACCAGUUAUGUUCUGAUUGGUGUUUAUUGUCAUUUUGUUAGUAACAUGAUUUAUCACCCAAAUCAAAAAACCAAAACCACUCCUGAUCCCUUUUUCUUAAAUACAACCAAAAGAGAGGCUUCUCUAGUUGGUGUCUAAUUGUUGGUCAGUGUGUGUUUUGUGUCCGAGUAUUAUUGCUUUGGUUUUUCUGGAUUGUUUUUUUUUUUUCUAUUUUUAUUUUUAUUUCAGUUUUUUUUUUAUUUGACUUGUGAGUGAUAUUCAAGGUGAAAGAAAAAUUUCUGAUUAUAAUU
Tarenaya hassleriana is the source of this 2537-nucleotide messenger RNA. RefSeq names its product serine/threonine-protein phosphatase 7 long form homolog. Bases 228 to 1754 code for a protein of 508 amino acids. Lineage: Eukaryota; Viridiplantae; Streptophyta; Magnoliopsida; Brassicales; Cleomaceae. The record is from RefSeq and is a predicted model, not a curated record. The transcript is spliced from 6 exons. Gene Ontology annotation, biological process: meristem development; meristem maintenance.